Messenger RNA from Leptopilina boulardi, 1358 nucleotides. RefSeq lists its product as uncharacterized. Lineage: Eukaryota; Metazoa; Arthropoda; Insecta; Hymenoptera; Figitidae. The record is from RefSeq and is a predicted model, not a curated record. The transcript is spliced from 4 exons. The coding region runs from base 222 to 803 and encodes 193 amino acids.
UAUACAAGCGCCUUAAUAUAAGAUAAGAAGAUAAUAGAUCCAGUUUGUAAGUAUUCAUUUAUUAAAUCAAUAGAUUAAUGCUUUUAUUAGUGGUAGUAAAUGAUUGAAGAAAUUGUGAAGAGAAAAAAAAUCAAUUAUUGAUGUGCUAAUUUUAAUUUUCUCAUUAAGCGCAGUUUUUAAUUAAAAACUGACAUAAUACUGUUUAAUAAAUAACUUAGAAAAUGUCCAACAUAGACUGCAGAGGAGUCAAACGUGGAAGGUGUGCAUGUGGAGAUUGUGAAGAGUUUUUAGGAUCUUCAAAAGUUGAAUGUGCUUAUUGCAACUGUGUUCCUGCAAAACACGAUAAAUUAGAAAAUGAUAAUGCGACUUCUACAAAAACGAAUACUAGUGUCUCUGAAAAUACAGAAACUGCCACGAUUUGGGAACCCAAUUUAGACGUCAAUGAAGAAAUUGAACAACUUUCUGAGGAGAGCAACUUAAAUAUGGAAAUAAAUGAUAAUGAAAACAACGCAGUGGACGUGAUUUCUAAUCUGCCAGAAGAGUAUAAAACUCAAUGGGUUGCAUUGGAAGACAUCAUUCCGCAUAAUUUCAUUGCAGAAUUCCAUUUUGAUAUAAUGACUGAACUCUUCAAAAAUACAGAGAUAGAAAAAGUUCACUUUUGUAAAAUCGUACGGCUAAUUUCUGAGAAAUUAGUUGAAUCGAAAAAAACAAAUUCGACGUACAUUUUAAUGGCUGGAAUUAUUGCUACGAGAAGAUUUCCCGGGUUGAGAGGCAACAAUGCAGAAGCUAUUCAUGUUAGUUAAAAAGCCCAGUAAAAAAAAAAGUAUAGACAGUAAGGAAAAAGUAUAGACUCAUAGCUUAGUGGCUAUACCGUUCGGCAUGUAAUGACGGUAUAGAGACGUUACGGUGUAUACUUUUUUCUUACCGUGAAUACGGUUCACCUGGAUUGUUUGAAUUGAUGUGUAUUAACGCGAUUUGACAUUGUCAAUGAAAAAGCCGAUUGUUUUGAAGUGUAAUAAUGCCGAUUACGAGGAGGAGCGACGAAAUUUUAUCUAAAAGUUAAAAAGGUAAAUGUGACAGGCACGAGACCUGCGAGAGUUGUUACCACUGGAUUGAGGAAAUGCAUCAUUACUGACAAAAAGUAUUCGACAGAAACUUACCGACAGAAAGUUACUAGGAAGAGCGGCAAAUUCAAAUGGUCAAAUUAAAUUCGAAUGAAUAUAUACAUAAUUUAAUGUAGUUUUUUUAUUUUAAAUCAAGUAUAGUAUUUUAAAUAAUUAAAUACCGAUAUUAAAUAAUUAAUGUUUAUUAUAAAAAUUGACAUAUAGACAUGAAAAUUUUUUCAUUUUUAGCAUUUA